AUGACCGACUCAAAUGAAGAUUCGUCAAUUGAUCCCGCUGGUGGUGCUGAUGAUACAUUGGAGCGUCUGCGUAAUAUUACAAAAAUGUUUGCUAAGCCAACAGAUGACGAUGAACGACAAAAUCUGAAAAAAGUCGAGAAAGUUGCACCUAGUGACAAAUUGAAGCAAACGUUUCAGAAGUUUGAAGAGAUUGCCUCGUCAAACGGUGCACAAGACGACGAGGAAGAAGAAGACGACAACCAAGCAGACGAGUCGGAUGGUGUUGUUAGAUCUAGACGCAAGAAGAAGCCACCACGAGAACAUGUUCCUUAUCAUGAAAUGGCUGAAGUAAAAGAUAAAUUUGAAAAGGGUUUAGUUGACGAGAAACCGCGAGCAGAGAAACGAUUGGACGUUCGUGUACAAAGUGGCUUAGCUUCAUCGAAAAAACAAGCGUUCGAACAAGGUGAAUUCGAACAGGAAGUGGAAUCCCAUAUUAGUAAAGUUCAAGUCGAUGCGGAUCUUGUUGCUGGUUUAACUGCAUCGAAGAAACAAGCAUUUGAACAGCAACAACAAGAUGGUGAUGCCAACGUACAACGAAUGGUUGUUGUUGACCGAGAUGCGUUAGCUGGUGCUGCGACAGAGAAAAAAGCGAAAUUCGAAAAAGGAGAAUUUGAAAAUGAUUACCAUGACUUAGGUUCAAAUCGUGUGCAAGCCGAUGCUGAUCUUCUUGUCGGUGCAACGACUGAAAAGAAAGCGAAAUUCGAAAGUGGUCAAAUGUCUGAUCAAACAACAACAUCAUCACGUCGUGAAGAAGUUUUAAGUAUGGUUGGAGCUGGUCUUGCUCAGGCUAAACGAUCCGAAUUAUUGUCGAAAAUUGAUGCUGAACAACAAGUUCAAAGUUCUGGAGAUCGUCAUAUUGAUAUUCAGCCCGAACAAGGCUUAGCAAAAGAACGACGAGAGCAAUUAGCAUCAUUAGCAAGUACCGAAUUCAAAGCGGGAGAAAAAACCCUCGAUGUACAAACUGGUUUAGCAAGCACGAUUAAAGAACAGUACAUAGCUGAUACGAGUAAAUCAUCUAUCACAAAAACAGCCCAACCUGUUACUGUUGAAAGUGGAUUGGCUAAAAGUCGAGCCACCGCAUUCGAAAGUCCUGAUGAAGGAACUAUUAAACGAACAGUAGAAAUUGAUAAUGAACUUCGCGAGAGUGGUGUUGCUAAAGAGCGUGUAGCCAUGUUUAAAAAUCUACAAAGUGGUGCCCAACCUAAUGCAAGUGGAAGUGAUUCGAAAAUUCGCGUUGAUGAUUUUCGAUGGCACGUUAAUGUGUGCCAACCCAUCAAUGGUUCGAUUUUAAGGAAAAAGUUAAAAUUCAUCGAGAACGGGAACGUUGUACGUGAAAGUGAUAAACGUGAAGAAAUUUACUUUGAAAAGGGUCAAACAAAACAACUUGUCGAACAGUGGAAAACGAAAAAGAUUUCACCUGACCGUGAUACACCUGACGCUCAAGUUCUAAAAGACGCUGAAAUACUUCAACAAGGUAAGGCGAAAAAUAUUGCCGAAAUGUGGAAAACAAUGGAUAAAGAAAAUACGCCACCGCCCGAACGUCGCGGACCACGUGCGAUAACACCGUCAGCUGACAACGAACGACGCCUUCCAGCCCCCGAAGAUGAUGAUCAGGUGGCUCGCAAACCAGGUUAUGCAGAUGAUAAAGCAAACAUUGAAUCAGGUCACGCCAAAGCUGCUCGAGAAAGGUUUGUUGUUUUAGUUCUUCUCUUGAUGAAGAGUAUGUUGAGUAUGAAUGGAAAGAGUGGUGAUGAUGAUGAAUUGAUGCAAAGUGCUGAACAGAGUAAUGCAACGAACGUACGGAAAACAUUGAAACAAAUCACACCACCACCAGAAGGUGUUCGCAGAAAAUCAGCUUCACCACCCGAUUCAAGUAGCAUUUCGAAUAGUAUAUCGGAACAAUACAAUAACAAUGAGGAAAUUGUCCCAACUAAAGGUCAAGCUCAAUCAUUAAAAAAUCGCUUUGCUGAAUAUGAAAAAGACGCACUUAAAGUUGAAACAGCUUCAUCGAAGAUCAAAUACACACCGAAACGAUUUGUUGAUACACCGGCACCUAAACAAGUGAAUGUUGAACCUGCUGUGGACCCAACUAAAUGCUCUGUUUGCAAUAAAACAGUUUAUGCAAUGGAAAAAAUCGAAGCUGACAAAAAAAUUUAUCACAAAUCAUGUUUUAAAUGUAUGCACUGCAAGUCUAUACUGAAACUUGGCAAUUACACCGCAAACGAUGGACAAAUCUAUUGUAAACCCCAUUUUCUUCAAUUAUUUGCUAUCAAAGGAAAUUAUUCGGCUGGCUUUGGUCUGAAUGAUCACAAGGCACGAUGGCUGCCAAAUUCAUCAUCAUCAUCGUCUCCUCCUAGUAGUAUGUCAUACGCACAAGAAUCAACAUCAUUCAACGAAAAUUAA
Molecule: messenger RNA, 2442 nt
Organism: Adineta ricciae
Lineage: Eukaryota; Metazoa; Rotifera; Eurotatoria; Adinetida; Adinetidae
Source: the annotation of a GenBank genome assembly